UCGGGUUGGUGACUGUGGCCAUCAUUGUCAUCACUCUCCCUGUCUCCUCAGUAUGGUUGGAAAAUUAUGCCAAAAGCAUCCAAAUUCGGGACUUGCCUCGACCUGGCAGGGGUGACUGGAGGCGGCGGCGGCAAGAGCCAAGCAUCGGAGGCGAGUGCCGGCUCUCAAGUCAGAGCCCCGCAGCAUUCUCUCUCUGUCUGGCCCCUUGAAAACAAACCCGCUACCAGCCCAUAUAUUUCCUGGUAAUCGAAAAUACUCACCAGACCCAGCCUACUACGGUUAUUAAGCAAAUUAUGCCAGCAGACGGGAGUAUCGUUUGCAAGCUAAGGCACGGGAUAUAUACUUUUUUUUUUUUUUUUUUUUUUUUUUUUUUUUUUUUUUUUUUAAGAGGCAACAGCCAGACGCGUUUGCAGCCUCGAGAUUUGGCUCGCCCAGAGAGGUUCUCCUAGGGUUAUGUGUUACGGUCCAAUCCCGGGAAGCCAACUGGAGAGGGAAGUCAUGAAGCGCCAGGGCUGCUGCCUAUGUGACUCUUCCCCUCGAAGCAAGGUUGCUGAGGAAGAUCCUGAUAAACAAUGGCUCAGCACCGGCGACCGAUUGUUCUCCAUACUGUACACCCGAUAGCCACCAAAAAAGAAGAAAAAAAAAGAGGAAAAGAGGAAAAAAGAAAAAAAGAAAGGAAAAAAAAUCAAACCAGAACACAAAGCCAAACAAACAAACAAACAAAAAAUACAAAGGAGCCCAUUGAGGCUGGGUCGGGAAGGAGAAACUAGUUUUGGAGGAAGUGCUAUUCCUAGGAAAAAAUCAAGACCCUCUGCUUCAGACUCCUGCCUGGGUGCAACUUCUUAUGCGGGGGCCUGACGGUGUCAAAACUUUGAAGAUUAAUGGAUUACUUUGUUAAUGACUCAAGGCGUCAGAUUGAGGUGCUUAAAUGAUUUGUGAGGUGCAAAGCGUUUUCCUGACAGUCCCAAACAAUGAGAGAAGAGUGUGCGGGUGGAUGCGAGGAAGGCAGCAGGCUGCAGGACAAGCAGCCACACACACACACACACACACACACACACGCACACACACACACACACACUCUCGCAGCCUCUCUCACAAACAUAUCCACGCACACGCACCCUCCUCCCCACCCCCGAUCAUUUCAGAUUAGGACGCCAAGGGGAUAGAUACUCGAGAUAUCAUUUCCCCUUUUAAAAAAAAAGUGUAAAUAAAGCCUUUCUGGCCCCCAAUGAGGCGUUCCUUCCCGACUUUUUUGGAUCAAUCAAACAGACAGUGGCUUCUUUUGAUUAAAGCCCAAAUUGUCAUUGGGCAGAGGCAAUCAUGUGACAGCCAAUUCGGUCCAAUUUCAACCUUGUCUCCAUGAAUUCAAUAGUUUAAUAGUAGCACGGUCCCCAUACGGCUGUAAUCAGUGAAUUAGAAAAAAAACACCCCACCAGCGAUCUUCUAUGCUAUAUUUUUUUUCUCCUCUCUCUCCUUUUUCCUGGGCCUUCCCCUCCCCCCGAGGCCCCUGAAUCCGAGGGAACUUUUUCUCCGCGGGGGCUGCCAGUUGAAGGCCAUGAAUUUCGCAUUUGAGCGAGAGAUCGGUUUUAUCAAUAGCCAGCCAUCGCUUGCUGAGUGCCUGACAUCUUUUCCCCCUGUCGGUGAUACAUUUCAAAGUUCAUCAAUCAAGAACUCGACGCUUUCACACUCGACACUGAUUCCUCCUCCUUUCGAGCAGACCAUCCCCAGCCUGAACCCCGGCAGCCACCCUCGCCACAGCGGCGGCGGUCGCCCCAAGGCGAGCCCCCGCGGCCGCAGCGGCAGCCCGGGCCCCGCCGGCGCCCCGCCGCCCCCGGAGUACCCCUGGAUGAAAGAGAAAAAGGCGUCCAAGCGAUCCGCGCUGCCGCCCGCUUCGGCCUCCGCCUCAGCCGCUGGACCUGCCUGCCUCAGCCACAAAGACCCCCUUGAAAUCCCCGAUAGCGGUAGCGGUGGAUCUAGGCGCCUGAGGACGGCUUACACCAACACCCAGCUUUUGGAGCUAGAGAAAGAAUUUCAUUUCAACAAGUACCUCUGUAGACCAAGGAGGGUUGAGAUUGCAGCCUUGCUGGAUCUGACUGAGAGACAAGUCAAAGUCUGGUUCCAGAACAGGAGGAUGAAGCACAAGAGACAGACCCAGUGCAAGGAGAAUCAAAACAGCGAGGGGAAAUUUAAGAACCUAGAGGACCCCGAAAAAGCAGUGGACGAGGAAGAAGAGGAGGAGGAGGAGAAAUCCCUCUUCGAGCAAGCCCUCAGCAACGUCUCCGGCGCUCUCCUGGAGCGGGAAGGCUACGCUUUCCAGCAGAAUGCCCUCUCCCAGCAGCAGGCGCAGAAUGCGCACAAUGGCGAAUCCCAAACUUUCCCCGUUUCGCCUUUAACGAGCAAUGAGAAAAAUCUGAAACAUUUUCAACAUCAGUCACCCACUGUUCAAAACUGCCUCUCAACAAUGGCCCAGAACUGUGCAGCUGGCCUGAACAAUGACAGUCCUGAGGCCCUAGAUGUCCCUUCUUUACAGGACUUUAACGUUUUCUCCACAGAUUCCUGCCUACAGCUUUCAGAUGCAGUUUCCCCCAGUUUGCCAGGAUCUCUGGACAGUCCCGUAGAUAUCUCUGCUGACAGUUUUGACUUUUUUACAGACACACUCACCACAAUUGACUUGCAGCAUCUGAAUUACUAAGAAAUUAAAGAAGUCCUAUCCCAGGGUCCUGCUUUCUCCUCCUUAUUCUUCUUAAUUUUUUUCCCCAGUGAAUUAAUUUUAUGUUUCCCUUCCCUUUCCCUCUUCACUAUUUUCUGUUUGUUACUUCCCUCUGAUAUGCCAUUUUGCCGUUUCCUAUGAAGUUUUAGUUGUGUUCAAUUUUAACCUAGCCACAUUCUAGGUCCUUCUAUGAAAGCAAUAUAUGAGGUCUGUAAGAAAGUGAUCAUAUAGGAAUGUAUCUUCACUUUCUUUUUAUUUUUGUAUUACAUUAGGAUGCGUUGUCAUAAGUAUUUUUGGUAGAAUAAAUUCUUGUUUGCUACAAGGAGCUUUCUCUUUUUUCUUUCUCUUUCUCCUCUCUUUCUCUCUGCUUUCAAGAUGGAUAACAUGACGGGUAUCUCUCCCCAUCCCUUCCACUAUUAAUUUACUAAUAAUCAAAAUCCAACGUUCUGACAACGAGCUCUUCCCUUUUGGCAAUUUAGGACACUUUCGAGAGGAAAAUUCUUUCAUUUUCUUUAUUAUAAGGAUUCUCAUCAGGGAAGGAUAAACAAACUAAAGAAAUUAAAACCGUUCACAGGUUUGAUGGA
This is a messenger RNA of Passer domesticus (house sparrow), 3294 nucleotides long. It is a transcript of the gene HOXA2, whose product is annotated as homeobox A2. Gene Ontology annotation, molecular function: DNA-binding transcription factor activity, RNA polymerase II-specific; RNA polymerase II cis-regulatory region sequence-specific DNA binding. Gene Ontology annotation, cellular component: nucleus. Lineage: Eukaryota; Metazoa; Chordata; Aves; Passeriformes; Passeridae. Gene Ontology annotation, biological process: regulation of transcription by RNA polymerase II. The record is from RefSeq and is a predicted model, not a curated record. The coding region runs from base 1556 to 2692 and encodes 378 amino acids. The transcript has 2 exons.